GGGAGAUGGACACCGGACGCCGAGCACGGCACACGGGCGGGACCCCGCGCCCCUUACGCCGGGCAGGCGGGGAGAGCGGCGGCUCAGCCCCGGCCCCGGGGGGCCGCUGGGCUCCCCGCCUUUGCCCCAGGGGCACGGCUGUAGCUCCUCCGUGGUGCCAGGUGGUGCUGGGGGACGUCCCGCCUAAUCCUGCCCUCUGGGUUUUUUCUUCAGGAUAUCUCUGAUGGGUGGAAGCUUAAAUAAUGAUGACGAUGAUGAUAUAAUAAUUAAUUAUAAUAACAACGAAGGCUGCUCCAGCUGCCCACGACCCCGCGUUUCCCCCCGGCCUGACUCCGCGGGGCAGAGCGGGCGCGGAGCCGCGGCGGUAGCGGGGGACACACACACACACACGGCUGGCCCCGCGGGUGCGCCUGUCGUUUGUCCCCUUCUCUCCUCCAAAGCCCAUAAAACGCCCGACAGCGUUGCUCGCAGCACUCUCCUCCGCGCCGUGGUAACGGCGGCCCCGGCGGCGGGCUGCGGGCGGGAGGACGUGCGUGGCCGCCCGUCGCGGCCGCUGCUGUUUCCGUAUCGCCCGUCCCGGGAGGUCCCGCCCCCGCCCGCAGCGCCGCGGCCGCUCCAGCCCCGCGGGGAGGCUCCGGGCCUGGCGGGGGGGCGCGCCCCCCGCCCGGGGCCUGCGGCGGGGGCGCCGGAUAAAGCGGUGCCGGUCCGUCCGCCUGCCGCCACAGGGGCGGCCGGGACGGGCCCAGCGGGGCGCCCCGCCAUGGCGAGCCCCGCACGCCCGCGGCAGGAGCUGGCGGCCGAGGAGCGGCGGCUCCGCGGCGCGGCCCCGACGGUGCCCCGCGACGCCAAGCGGGAGGCGGCGGGGGAGCGGCUGCUGCUGCUGGAGCUGCGCCGCUGCGGGCGGCCGCCGUCCCCCGGCCCCGGCGAGCGGCGGGAGGAGGGGGAGGAGGAGGAAGCGGAGGAGGAGGAGGAAGCGGCGGCGGGCGAAGACUGUUGCAGCAAGUGCAAGAAGCGGGUGCAGUUCGCCGACUCGCUGGGGCUGAGCCUCGCCAGCGUCAAGCACUUCAGCGACGCCGAGGAGCCGCAAGUGCCGCCCGCCGCGCUGUCCCGCCUGCAGAGCCCGCCCGCCGAGGAGCGGGACGCGCCGCCGCCCGGCGAGGACCCCCCGCCGCCCGCCCUGCGCCUGGUGCCCGACUUCCCCGACGGCGGCGAGCCCAGCGCCGAGCGGCUGCGGCGGCAGCGCGUCUGCCUGGAGCGGCUGGGACGGCCCCCGGCGCCCACCGACGUGCGGGGCACGGUGCAAGUGCUGGGCUGCCCCGGCCCCAAGGAGGUGACGGUGCGCUACACCUUCAACGAGUGGCUCUCCUUCGUGGACGUCCCGGCCGCCCCCAUGCCCCCGGCCCCGGCGGCCGCCGGCGACCCGCCGGCCGAGCGCUACAGCUUCAUCCUGUGCGUCCCGCCGAGCCUGCGGCAGGGCUCGGCCCUCCACUUCGCCAUCCGCUACCGCAGCACGCAGGGCGAGUACUGGGACAACAACGGCGGCCGCAACUACACGCUGCGGUGCUGCGGCUCCCCCGGGGGCGGCCCCGCGCCGCCACCCCCUGCCGCCGCCGCCCCCGGCAGCCCGCCGCCCCCCGCCGCCCCCCGCUACUGAUGCCGGCCGGGCGAGCGGAGCCCUGAUGGCCCGGCCGGGCAGGGGGCGGUGGCCGCAGCCCCCCAGCACCCGGAGGCCCCUCUCGGGAGGGUGACAGCCAGCGCGCCGAGGCCUCGUCCCGGAGACUACCCGAAAUCUGGCGGGUGCUUCGGUUUUGCCAGCGAAACAUGGAUGCGCGUAGGCUCGCAUUGCUGUGGCUUUGGAAUCGUUUUCUUUUUUUUGUUUUUUUGGGGGUUUUAUUUGUUUUUUUUUUUGAGAGAACAAGGAGACUGAGCAGUGUGGGCUUUGCUUUUCCCCUCUUGAAGUGAAUUUUUGACGUCUUCAUUUGAGCAUGACUUCACUUACCCAAUUAGUCAGAGAUGCACAGAGCACUUGUGUGAAAAUGUAACGGCGUGUUCUCUACAGACUUAACUUAGCAUCCCAGUUUUCCCGUUCUCACAGCCAUUAUGAAAGACGUAGUACUGCGACAGCAAUGGUGUGCUUUGUCUUUUUUUUUAGUUCAAUGGACUCCAUAACAAUACGAUUCACUGUUGUGAUCACCCGUCAAACUCAUGACAGGCUUGUGCGCCCGUCCCACCUUUGCUGUGCCCGUGGUGGCUCCGAACAACAGACAGUCGUUUGGGGGCUGGAUCUGGGGCUGGACUGGGCUGCUCUGGUUUUUGUCAUUCAGCACACUUUGAUACCGCUCCCCACCUUCCCCAGGCUUGUGUGUAGAUCCUGCUAAUAGCAGCCAACAAGGACUUCUGCAAAAAUAUUUUUGCUUAAAAUAGACUGGUGACUUCUUUUCACACAAUUGACAAGUCUAAAACCGGGUCAAAGGAGGAGUUAAAAUGUUUGCCGAUGCUGGGUUUAUCAGGAGAACUUUGGUAACACCUUUGAGUAAUGCACUGUAAAGUGAAAGAUGGUGUCUGUCUCACACGCAGUUCUGUAUUUUCAGAUUUGGGGAGCAGUGACUGCUUUGGAUGACCUUCUCACUGAGGAGUGACGACGCAAUGUAGAGAGAGUGUCCUCAGUAAUGAAUGAAAACAAGUGCCUUAGUUCAGCUCUCCUUAUGUUACAUUUUGCACCACAUUUCUCAAGUAUUUAUAAUUUAUUUGGCUUAUUUUGCUACAUCUUUUUCAGUAUUUGUAUGUUGCUGGGAAAGGGGGUUAUUGAGCACACCGUUGGACUUUAAAGCGCUGGACACUUGAAAUGAUUUCUAUAGUCUUCACUCUUGCAUUGCAAGCCUAGAGGUUGACUACUACUGGCGUCCCAAGCCCUGAAAUUAAGCAAAAAGUACCAAUGAAAAUGGGUUUGUACAAAUAAAAAAAGCUUUUAAAAAAUUUAAAAAGCUCACCAUUACAAAUUGUUUUUCUGUAUAGCAAAACAUAAUGGGAUACUUCUUAGUUUUGCAACCUGGUUGUGCCCCUACCCUAACACGUGCAGUGCAGAGGGGAUCAAGCUGUUAGUGUACCUCACUGUAACCAGGGAUGUUGCCUGUCCAGAAAAGGAUUUAUUUAUAGCCGUUUAGGGCUAUAGCUGAAAAUGAUGCUGGUCCUGCCAUAGCCACAAGGCAAAUCGCUCUGUACGUACGGGACGGCUCAGUACGCUCUUGUAAUGGGCACGUUGUGCAGAGCUGUCAUGUGAGGAAGCUUUACUAGCAUGGGUGGAAAAUAGGCAGGUUUCAGUCAAAUUUUGUUCUGACUCUUCUGCAACCUUGACUUGUUUUCUUCCGAAACAGUAUCUCAAAAUUCAGGUUAAUUUUUUUGCAUGCCCAGUGACAGGACAAGGGGCAACAGGCACAAACUGGAACACAGGAAGUUCCAUCUCAAUGUAAGGAAAAACUUCUUCACGGUGAGAGUGACGGAGCCCUGGAACAGGCUGCCCAGAGAGGUCGUGGAGUCUCCUUCUCUGGAGAUAUUCAAAACCCACCUGGAUGCCAUCCUGUGCAACCUGCUCCAGGUGAUCCUGCUUUAGCAGGGAUUGGACUAGAUGAUUUCCAGAGGUCCCUUCCAACCCCUACCGUUCUGUGAUUCUGUGACUAAGUAGGUAAGACACUGUCAGAAUGCAGUAAAAUGUUCUGACAUGGAUGUAUGUUCUUCAGCAAGAGCUUGGAAGAUUAUUUUCCUUUUUAAAACAGAGCAUACUGUGAGCUUCCUCAGGUCUUCAUUUCCUCUGAAGAUAUAAAACAACUUAAAGCCCAUUAUGAGCACUUUAGAAAAAUUUGCACGUCUAUAAAAUUCCCCAUACUUGAAAAUAAGUCUUCGGAUAACCUGCCUCUUCAGAGAGCUGGUACAAAAUCAGAGAUAGAAGCAGGGGGAGCUUUGGACUAAAGUUCCUGCAGUUUUGCUAACACAUGCACUGCUUCUGAAACACAGCCUGCCUCCCUCCCCCCUAAAAAACCCUACAUAAACCAUAGUGUGAGCGUAUGGCCAAAUAUAAAGGGGUGUUUAAUUCCUUCAGAAACCAUCUUACUGUCAGACUAGUAGAAUUGCUUUGAAGAUGCAGAGAAUAAAAGCUCUAUGCGCGCACAAAGAAGUUCUUACUGUUGUUUUCCAAGUUACAUGUAAACUCUCGCCAAAAGCAUGAAAGGUUUUAAGGGAGAAUAGUGAACUCUACUACUUCCCUACACGAGUUUGCUUUAAAACUAUCCUGCAUUACAGGAUUACAGGCUAUUACAUGGAAUAAUCUGGUAUGAAUUAGUUUUAUGUCAAUGAAAUAGCAUGCUCUAUGAUACACAGUUAUAUAGCAUGAUAUGUGAUGCUAAAAGCAUUAAGAUUGAUUCUUCAUUUAAGUACAAUGUAUUUUUUGGAGCUUCUGGAGCCCAUUCCUUAUUCUGUGUUUUGUUUAUUAAUUGCUUCAAAGAAGGAGGAAACUUUGCCAAAGAAAAGGGAGGGAUCACUCUGUAACCAGGAUUUAAAGGAGUAGCCAUAUUCUGAUGGCUGUGUCUGGGCAGAGGUGCAGAGCUGGUACCUUGAAGAAUCCCAGCUAGCUGCGCUUAUUGGUAGAGGGCUAGAAACGUUCUCUGCUACGCCGCAAACUGUGAGCAAGGGGUAUAAAUCAUCCACGUCCAGACCCAAUACAGUAACAUUUAUGUGUUCUCUUCAGAUGUGUGAUCUAAAUUCAAAACGCAAGAAAGUAUUUGCUGAGACUAAACAGUAAAAUGGUUUUGUGUGCUUCAGAAAAUUGGUGCCAAUCUAAAAUCCUGACAAUUGUGUUAAUUAAUGCACAACAUUUUUGUGCUUUGAUAACAGGUAAAAUGCUGUUAUUAAGAAUUACUUUUUGUAAAAGAAAAGGGGAAAUCUCUCUCAGACAAGAAUUAAACAUACUCACUUCUUAAUAGACAGUGCAUUUUUGUACUGUUAAGAUUUUAUGAAAGCAUAGAUUUUCAAAGCAGGUUUCAAAGACUGCCUACACACAGUUCUCUGUAUUUUCAUCGAUGAGGUUACUGGGGACUACAGAAACGCAAGGCCUUACCAGAGAUGACACUGUGCAGCAGUGUGAAAAGCAGAGCUGGACCACGUGCACACCGCAUCUAGCGAGCCUGCAUCAGCAAAGCACAGGGCUGCUGCUCGUGGUUGCAGGUUGAGAUACAUGGCGUAAUUGCAACUUUAUCCUCAAAAGAAAUAUAUUCAAAAUGAAGCAGUUCUAAUUCUACAAAAUCAAAAGGCCCAAUAGACUAAAAGGUUAAGUGAAGCACUCUUCUUCUUUGGUUGCAUUACUGUUAAUGUAGUAUUUUAUAAAGAUUCAGAGCGUAACAUUUGGAGGAUGUGCUCACAAACACCCUCCCUCCCCUAACUUAAGAAAUAAGAAAUGAUAAAGAUUUGUUAGCACCCUCAGAAAAAUUCCAGCUCCAAACAUUUUAAUUUUAUGCAGAUUUCUGGUUUGGGCUUUUUUUUUUCCCCUGGAUUAAGGGUUUAGGGGAGAAAUAGCUGCCAAAAGGUUUUAUAGGUAUAUAUAAACCAAAAAAAUGUAACGUAGUUGAAACUCUAUAGUGGGUAACUGUGAAGGACAUCAAAGUUAAAUCUUCCUUAAGCAAUUUUUUGCUGCUUACACUUACAUUUAAAUUCAAAUUUAAAUGAUUCAGAAAAGGACUGUGAAGCUAAAUUUACUUUGGUGUCAUGAAGAACUGCAAACUUGCAUGCAAACUACUUCUGUUUUAUUUAAAGCCGGGGCUUUCAGUCAGUACUUGAAAAGCCUGGCUUCUGCUCCCAUUGGCUUCCCUGGGAUUUGGAUCCAGCCCAGAGUACUGCGCGUAGGUAGGGGAAAUGAUCUAGGUUUAAUUGUCUAUUCUGUUCAGAGUCUUGUGUUAUGGGGUUAGGAUAACACGACGCUGUGAUGAAUGUUCAUCUGUCAAGAGUUCAAAAUCUGCCGUCUAUGCAUGGCAGUAAUUAAAUCACCUUAAUUGUUUUUCAUGAUUCUUUUUAAGAGAGGGAAAAUUACUUGCCUUGGAUUAGCAUAUUGCCAAAGACUGGUAUAAAUAUUUAUGGAGUGCACUCUUUCAAUAGAAAGCCUGUACAUUCUUCACAGGUCUCCAUAGUUCUCUUACCCUGAGCACAGAAGAGUAGUCAUUUGAAUGCACUACUUACCAUCACCUCCUCCUCUUGCAAAGCUUCAGCAGAUACUGGGCUUAAAAGUAAAAAAGGUGAGUAGCUGAGAGAGAAGCAUCUCUCGCAACACAUUGAUGAUAUAUAAUUUCCUGUGUAAGCUGCAAAAUCCUUUGAAGGUGCACAUGUUUGUGAAAAGGGGUUUGAGAGUUCCGAAUUUCUUCCUCUUAGAAAACACACAGCGCUGGAAGAAUUAUUGGCUUCUCUCUCUUUUUUCCUGCUUCCACAUUAAGGGCUCAUGCACUAUUCUUAUACUCUAAAGUACUGAAAAAAGAAAAAGUAAGAAUGUAAACUCUCAGUAAAACAGCUACACACCUUCCUCCUUGUUUUAUAAAGGUCAUCAAGCAAAACAUCUCUAAGAGUAAGAAAUAAUUAUGCCCGCGUUAAGAACCGUGGAACAAAGCGAUCCGUAUACUCCUGACUUGAAUAAUGCCAGGAUUUCCCUGUAGAUCAUUAUGGAAAACUCAGGAAAACAGUCAGCGCACAGCUCUUUCAUGGCUCUGUUCACGUGUACGUAUGGUCCUUGCUGGGUAUCUGGAGAGAUGCAUUUAUUCAUGUUGCAUUACAGGAGGCAAGUUGAGGGGCUGGUGCUUCUCCAUAAAAUUAUUCUUCUACCUGCUGACGGUAGAGGGUGAAAGCAAUGCUUUUAAUGCCUGGAAGCUUGGUGAAGUUUUAUACAGAAAUACCUUUCUAGAAAUGCGAGUAGUAAGUUAAAAUCCUUCUUGGCCUAUUUCAACAUUGUAUGUGAAGUGUUCGCAUGCUACUCUCUUGGGUUGCUUUCCUCCAGAACAGCUGUACCUCUGAUACACCUGGGCAUUUUGGAACUGAGCUUUCAAUUGCAGUAAAAUCUCCUGAGAAGUUGUAACAUGUAACAGAAACGCCUGUCCUUUAAACAGUUACUAAUAUUAAACAAA
Grus americana (Whooping crane) is the source of this 7154-nucleotide messenger RNA. RefSeq names its product protein phosphatase 1 regulatory subunit 3G (gene PPP1R3G). The transcript has a single exon. NCBI's taxonomy places the organism in Eukaryota, Metazoa, Chordata, Aves, Gruiformes, Gruidae. Gene Ontology annotation, cellular component: protein phosphatase type 1 complex. The record is from RefSeq and is a predicted model, not a curated record. Bases 224 to 1654 code for a protein of 476 amino acids. Gene Ontology annotation, biological process: regulation of glycogen biosynthetic process. Gene Ontology annotation, molecular function: protein phosphatase 1 binding; glycogen binding.